This is a messenger RNA of Ficedula albicollis (Collared flycatcher), 1640 nucleotides long. RefSeq names its product mediator of RNA polymerase II transcription subunit 1-like. Gene Ontology annotation, cellular component: mediator complex. Bases 17 to 544 code for a protein of 175 amino acids. Gene Ontology annotation, biological process: regulation of transcription by RNA polymerase II; cellular response to thyroid hormone stimulus. NCBI's taxonomy places the organism in Eukaryota, Metazoa, Chordata, Aves, Passeriformes, Muscicapidae. The transcript is spliced from 4 exons. The record is from RefSeq and is a predicted model, not a curated record. Gene Ontology annotation, molecular function: transcription coregulator activity; nuclear vitamin D receptor binding; nuclear thyroid hormone receptor binding.
GAUUCUUCGACAUCAAAUGGCAUAUAACACUCUGAUUGGCAGCUGUGUCUCUGAAAAGCAUAUAAAUGAAGAUGAUUCAGAACUGCUUUACUUUGAAGUGGUACCACACAAGAACACCAGCUUUUCUGUCUUUUUCCUUCAUCCUGUGAAAGAGAAUUUAGCCUGUGUGGUAAUAGAUGUUAUAACCUCUAGAGAAGUCCAAUGUCACCUUCAUUUAAAUCCUGAAGAUCCAACUCUAAAUUCUAGUGAUGACUUCAUAGCGAGAGUUGUGAAACGUUGCAUGUCAGUGCCAGUUGUCAUGAGAGCUGUUUUCAGGAACGCCGCCAAGGUGAAAGCUGACAGUGAAACACAAGACAUGGACACAGAACAACCACCUGAGCCACAAUCAGAGCACGCUACAGAUUCUAACAGUGUCAAAGAAAGCCUUUCUGGGGCUAGUGAGCAAGACUGGGUAGAGACAGAUAAGCCAAAUACAGACAGCACAGAAGAAAAUAUCUCCACAGCCAAACUGGAAAGUCUGGGUGAUAACAUGGAAAAAAAGUAACUCCUCACUAUGCACCAAAACUUUGUGGAGGAAAGUAAUUCCGCAGCCAGUACAGAAGCUGAUACAAGAAAACUGAUGGUUUUAUAAGGAAAAACAAAGUCUACUUAGUAAUUUGUGAAUGGUAUCUCCUCUGUGCAAACUUUUAAAUAUGGGAAAGUAAUUCCCUUGAAUCUACAUUUUUAAACAUCCAAAUCUGUAAAGUCUAACACUGUUCUAUUAACCUUUGUCUUGUUACUGAAAACAUCAAAAAUUGUCGUGGUAAAUAAGAUUCCCUCUAACACUUUUUUUAUUGUUAGAAGGUAAGACAUUACUUCAUUCUUGGUCAAGAGAUGUUCAUGGCUGACAAAGUUCCAGCCUCAAUGCUGACCCCGAUACAAAACUUUUUUGCUUACUUACGCAUUUUUAGUGAACAAAGACAUUAAUUUAUACAAUUCUCUUCAUUAAUUAGUAUUCUGUCCCCUCUUAGUUAUUGACUUCUUGCUCUUCAUGCUAAUCCCACAUCCUUUAUUCCUUCUUUUAUCUUUUUCUCAGACAGUCUCCAACUUUGUAGGUCUUAAUUUCCUCAGUAUCUUCUGGUUACUCUAAUGUCUUCGAAUGGCCAUAAAUGUAAGACCCCAAAUGCCCAAUCUUCAAAUUCCUUUGGCUUUAUUUAAUGAAGACUGUCAGGUUUAGUUUUAACAAACUUAAGGUUUCAGUAAUUUAAUGAUCAAAGUAGGUAUGUGAAGAAACUUUAAUGGUGUUGGCUAAAAGUGGGCACUGUUAAAACAACUAAUUAAAAAUUAGUUAGGAAAGUUAUAUAACUUCCAACACUGCAUCCUUUUCUACCAGAAUAUGGAAAAAAGUCUAACAUACAUGAUACAGUCUAUGUCACACCACAGGCAUUUGAAGAAAAGUAAAGUUUAUCCAUGUCAACAUUAUGCUAAAUAAAUUGAGAAAAAGUUACUUGAACAAUUUUUGUACAUACAAUUAAAUAAUAUAUAUAAUUAAUGUAGAUACCCCUCUUUGUCCAUUAUUUCAUAAAAGCAUUCAAUGCACAACUCUUACCCCUAAAGCAGAAAAGAUACUGAAAGGAAACCAAACUUAUGGUCUGUCAACU